Molecule: messenger RNA, 1590 nt
Organism: Colletotrichum truncatum
Lineage: Eukaryota; Fungi; Ascomycota; Sordariomycetes; Glomerellales; Glomerellaceae
Product: surface antigen
Biological process (GO): protein insertion into mitochondrial outer membrane
Cellular component (GO): outer membrane
Source: RefSeq, a predicted model, not a curated record
AUGGCUUCUCAAACGGGCUCGAGCGGAAGCUCUGCUUCCAACCCUAUCAGCAAGCUCAAGACUGGACCCGAUGCCCUGCGAAAGGAAGCUGAGUCCUCGGCUGAGUUCGAGAAGCUGCAGGAGGAGGCCAAGAUCAGAAGGCUUCAAGCAUUGGCAAGCCAUUACCGCCCUACGACCUGCGAGCAGAACUCCCAGCCUAUGACCAUCAACCGCCUCCAGGUUCAUGGCGCUACGAACACUAGAAGAGGCUUCCUCGACCCCAUCUUCAAGCCCCUCUUGACUGAAGAUGUCAACAGCUCUUCAACUCUUGGCGAGGUGGCUGCUAGAUUGGGCGAGGCCAGAGGAAAGCUCGAGAGACUAGGCAUCUUUCACCCCGAACCCAAGGUCCACAUUAACGGCUCCGAUCCUUCCGACCCUUCUGCCACCCCCACCGAUGUCGACGUUGAUAUCGUCGUCAAGGAACUGUCUCGUUACAAGUUCAACGCUGGAACCGAUGUCGGAAACAGCGAGGGUUCCGCUUACACCUCUCUGCUCUGGCGUAACAUUUUUGGUGGUGCCGAGCAGCUUACCGUUAAUGCCAGCGCUGGCACCCGAACCCGAUCCGCAUACAGCGCGAACCUGAGCGCUCCUGUCCACAGCAACCCCGACACGAGAGUUGCCCUGGAGGCAUUGGCUUCUGCGACCGAUAAGUCAUGGGCCGCCCACGAGGAGGUGCUGAAGGGAGGAAAUCUGCGCUUCUCUUGGCUCUCCAGCCCCAAGGACAUGCACUCGCUCGAAUACUCUGCCAUCUGGCGUCAAGUCACGGGCCUGCGCGAUAAUGCUAGCCCGACUGUCCGAGCCGAUGCCGGAGACUCUAUCAAGAGCUCUAUUAAGCACACCUACCAGCGUGACCAGAGAGAUAACCCGCAGCUGCCCCAAAGCGGCUACAUGCUGCGUUCCGUCUUCGAGCUGGCAGGUGUCGGCACUCUCGGUGGUGACGUCGCCUUUUCCAAGAACGAGCUCGAGGUUGGUGGUGCGGUGCCCAUCCCUCUUCCCGGUGUCCAGGGACGCUCUGGUAUUUCCAUUGGCGGAGGCUUCCGUUUCGGUAUGCUCUACCCCCUUCCUCUGGGAUUCUCUUCUGGCGGUAAGGCGCAACCUAGCCGCAUCAACGAUAGAUUCCAGCUUGGUGGACCUACCGACGUGAGAGGCUUCCACUAUGGCGGCCUCGGGCCCCAUGACGGACAGGAUGCCGUCGGAGGCGACGUUUUCGCUGCCGGUAGCGUGAACAUGCUAUUCCCCUUGCCCUACAAGGGUCCUGACUCGGCCCUCCGCUUCCAAGUUUUCGCGAACGGAGGAAGACUCGUGGCGCUGAAGAACAAGGGUAAGGGCUCCUCAGCCGAGGGUCUGGAUUCUCGCACUGUCGCAGGGAGCAUGUGGAGAGCUCUGAACGACCUGACUACUGGUCUGCCCACGACUGCUGCAGGCGUUGGCUUGGUCUAUGCUCACCCUGUCGCUCGCUUUGAGCUUAACUUCAGCCUGCCUCUGGUGUUGAGAAGGGGCGAGCAGGGCACCAAGGGCCUGCAAGUUGGUGUCGGCAUCAACUUCUUGUAA